GAUUGGCUUUACAGACAUUACGGUUAACGUUGCCGGGGAGUGCCUCACAACCAUAGAGACACAAUGGAGCUGCAGUGACAAUAUAAAUAGCAGGUGCCUGUUGUUAUAACUCUCACAGAGCAUUAUUUAGUGUCAGAUUUUGUCAGUGCAAUGUUAAAGUAUUGUUGGCAUCGGGCUGCCAGCAGCUAGCUAACUGUUUGCGCUAACAAAUCAGCUUGGUGGGUGAGAUAGCCGUGUUAUCUAGCUAGCUAAGCACCGGCUUGAAUUGCUGUGCUGCUGGGUUUGGCUGGUUUUGGUUGCUAGAUAUUAAGUAUAGCUGUCCAGCUAAUCCGGCCGAGAGAUAUUAUGGAGUUUCCUUUUGAUAUUAACCAGUUAUUCUCCGAGAGGGUUUCCAUCUUGGACCAUUCUCUUGUUGCAGGUCGUAAAUCAGCAGGAAGACCAGAUCUUCAAGCCCACAUAGCCACAGUUAUUGAUGAACUUGGGAGAGCCUCAGCAAAAGCCCAACAGCUAACAGCACCCAUCACAAGUGCUUCCAAGCUGCAGUCCCAGAGGCAUCAGCUCUACUUGCUUAAGGAUGGAGAGAGCAAUGGAGGACGUGGUAUGGUGGUGGGAUUUCUCAAGGUUGGCUACAAGAAGUUAUUUCUGCUCGACCGACAGGGUGUGCACAUAGAGGCAGAGCCACUGUGUGUUUUGGAUUUCUACAUAGCAGAGAACUUGCAGCGACAUGGCUAUGGAUUAGAGCUGUUUGAUUUCAUGUUGCAGCACAAAAAUGUAGAGCCGGUGCUGAUGGCUUAUGACAGGCCCUCGCCUAAAUUCCUGUCCUUCCUGGCAAAGCAUUACUGCCUGACACAAAGUGUUCCACAGGUCAAUAACUUUGUGGUGUUUGAAGGCUUCUUCCUCAACAGAGCAGCUGCCCAGUUGAGAAAGGUUCCCCUAAAAAAGCCAGAUGGAGAGAUCAAACCCUACUCUUCAAUGGAGAGAGAAGCAGUACGUCAGGAGCAGAGGGCUCUCCCCUGGCCAUUUGCUCCUCCUCACUCCCCCCAGCGGUCGGCAUCCUCCCAGUGCUCCCACUCCCUCAGCGUGGGAUCCUCCCCCAGCAGGGUGCCCCCUCGAGUCGUCCCAGCCUCUGCCCCUGGGGGCAACAGGGACCAGAGCCCACAGUCCCCUCUCGUGGAGCGCUGCAGGGCAAGGCGCACCAGCCAGCAGGGUCUAGUUGCCAGAUGCAGCCUGUACAGUCGGCACUUGGACAGCAGAGCUGUUGGACUGCUGGACAAACCCUUGACAGGUCUGAGACCAGUGGGGAAUCAGUCUUGCGCACUGGGAUACACAGACACACACAGGUUGGCCAGUAUUCACACACCACAAAGCAGACUCCAGCCUCUCCCUUUUCCACCUCUUUCUUCCAAGAAGGAUGACAUUCACAGCCAGACCUCCUUAAACAGCAGAGGGAUACACCUGGAUACAGAUGCUGAAGCCUGUGGUGCGAAGGAGAAGAUCAGUGUGUUGGAGAGUCCACAGUGUCUAGCAGGAGGUAUGCAGGACAACCAGAGACAUCUGCUGGAGAAAGACAGCGACAGAAGCCGGCAAGGCUGGUCAUGGACUGUAGGUGAGAACUGCUAUACUGCCCAGUGGGUGAAGCAGAAGCAGGAAUACAGGAGCACCCGACCCUGGUGAUCAGGAACUAAUCCUGUGAUAAUAGUUCAGAUUUAUACAUUGUUCAAAUGUUACUGCAAAAAAUGAAAUUGCUAUUGAAUUCUUAAUCCUAGAACUUUUAAACUUAAGGGCCAAAUAUACUUCCAGUCUCUCUGGUUAUCUAUCUUGGGUAUUAUCAUUUCUGUCUUGGUUGGUUUCCAAGAUGAAUCAUUCAGAUGUCACACAGUUCAUUGUAACUGGCUGACCAAACUGGUGCUACGAACCAAAUAAGGAGUUAUGUCACUACAAGUCGUCAAACACCAGCCAACAGACAAAUCAUUUUAAAAAUAUUGGUCUAAGCUAUAUAAAAGCAGCUGUAUUAAAGUGGAUAACUACAGGACCAUUAACUUCAGCUGGUGGUUGCUGCUUAGUCAUUAAGGUCUUAGUAUGCUACAGGGUGCUGGUGAGAUUGUCUAACAGCGCCUGAAACCUCCUUUCCAACGGCAAAAUCAGAGGGCUGCGUCCAGUAACUUACCAGUCAGAGGAGUGUAUUAGAGCUGUAGUGACUUGAAAAUGCUUCAUUGUAAAAUACUGUGCAAAAGUUGCUGAAUUGAUCCCAAACUGACCCAGAAUCUUGAAUACAUUAAAGGCUUCAGUAUGCUUUAAAGAAGUGCUUGUUAGACUGUCGUGACAGCUUGGAAUGGGGGAAUGUCUGUGUUUGAUCAUUUUUGUAACUUUUGUCACAGCACAGAUAGAUAGUACUUGGUAGAAUGUUUUUCCUCUCUGAUGAGAGUUGUUUAUCACCGUCUCAACAAAAGAGUUGCAUUCUCAGCAGCAUGCCAGUCUUCUUUAUUCUCCUUCAGCUUUCACUUCUCCAUUCAUUUCCAGUAUGUUGAUGUGGAGGUGCAAGUUUCUGAGGCAGAUACCCAAAACCUCAGCACCUAAAACUGAAGCCAUCUCCACUGGUUAAGUGAGAGAAUAUUUUCUUUUUAUGCUGGAUAAACUUACCCUUUAGCUUGACUUUCCAAGCAUGAAGAACAGCUGCUUAUCAGAUAUCAACAUAUCUGUGCAUAUACCCAUAAUGCCUUUUGGCGUCAUUUCCUUCAGUUGAGUCACUCAGUAUUUUCCGAGGAAGGCCAAGCCGGGGAUUCUCAGGUAUUUUGGUGCUAAAUAUCAUUGUUAACAAACUCAACCAAAGGAGCAAACACGCCUGAAAUCACAUUAUCUGUGAUUUGUGCUUAUACUUGAAACUGUGUCCCCACUGGUCCUUGAAUUCCUGCAUUGUUUCAGUGGUUUUCACAGAGGAAAUGAUGAUCAUGUUUGAGAAACCAUCUUCAGAAAUCACCCUGAAAAACAACAUUCACAAACAUGGUAUGACUGCAUACUCUGAUGUGUUAAUCUUUCAAUAAUAAACUACAAAAGCAACUGA
Molecule: messenger RNA, 3061 nt
Organism: Lates calcarifer (barramundi perch)
Lineage: Eukaryota; Metazoa; Chordata; Actinopteri; Centropomidae
Gene: atat1
Product: alpha tubulin acetyltransferase 1
Exons: 12
Coding region: 346-1674 (442 amino acids)
Biological process (GO): alpha-tubulin acetylation
Cellular component (GO): microtubule
Molecular function (GO): tubulin N-acetyltransferase activity
Source: RefSeq, a predicted model, not a curated record